Molecule: messenger RNA, 4240 nt
Organism: Arvicanthis niloticus (Nile rat)
Lineage: Eukaryota; Metazoa; Chordata; Mammalia; Rodentia; Muridae
Source: RefSeq, a predicted model, not a curated record
AUGGACACCUCCCGCGUCCGCAUGCUCCUGUCCUUGCUGGCGCUGCUGCAGCUGGUGGCCGCCGGCAGCCCACCAGGACCCGACGCGAUGCCGCGGGGCUGCCCAUCACACUGUCACUGUGAGCUGGAUGGCAGGAUGCUGCUCAGGGUGGACUGCUCCGACCUGGGGCUCUCGGAGCUGCCCUCCAACCUCAGCGUCUUCACCUCCUACCUGGACCUCAGUAUGAACAACAUCAGUCAGCUACCCGCCGGUCUCUUACAUCGCCUCUGCUUCCUAGAAGAGUUGCGCCUUGCUGGAAAUGCUUUGACACACAUUCCCAAGGGAGCAUUCACAGGCCUUCACAGUCUCAAAGUCCUCAUGCUGCAGAACAACCAGCUGAGACAGGUUCCGGAGGAAGCACUGCAGAACUUGAGAAGCCUUCAAUCCCUGCGCCUGGAUGCCAACCACAUCAGCUACGUGCCACCCAGCUGUUUCAGUGGCCUGCACUCCCUGAGGCACCUGUGGCUAGAUGACAAUGCCCUCACAGACGUCCCUGUGCAGGCUUUCAGAAGUUUAUCAGCCCUGCAAGCCAUGACCUUGGCCCUGAACAAAAUACACCACAUAGCAGACUAUGCCUUUGGAAACCUCUCCAGCCUCGUGGUUCUGCAUCUCCAUAAUAAUAGAAUCCACUCCCUGGGAAAGAAAUGCUUUGCCGGACUCCACAGCCUGGAGACUUUAGAUUUAAAUUAUAAUAACCUUGAUGAAUUCCCCACUGCAAUCAAGACACUCUCCAACCUUAAGGAACUAGGAUUCCACAGCAACAACAUCAGGUCGAUACCCGAGCGAGCCUUCGUAGGCAACCCUUCUCUUAUUACAAUACAUUUCUACGACAAUCCCAUCCAGUUUGUUGGAAUAUCUGCUUUUCAACAUUUACCCGAACUAAGAACACUGACUUUGAAUGGUGCCUCACAAAUUACUGAAUUUCCUGACUUAACAGGAACGGCCACCCUGGAGAGUCUGACUUUAACUGGAGCAAAGAUCUCAUCUCUUCCCCAAACCGUCUGUGAUCAGUUACCUAAUCUCCAAGUGCUAGAUUUGUCUUACAACCUGCUGGAAGACUUACCCAGUUUGUCAGGCUGCCAAAAACUUCAGAAAAUUGACCUGCGGCAUAAUGAGAUCUAUGAAAUUAAGGGUGGCACUUUUCAACAGUUGCUUAGCCUCCGGUCUCUGAACUUAGCAUGGAAUAGAAUUACUGUCAUUCACCCUGAUGCCUUUUCUACAUUGCCGUCUCUGGUGAAGCUGGACCUAUCGUCCAACCUCCUGUCUUCGUUCCCUGUGACUGGGUUACACGGCUUAACUCACUUAAAAUUAACAGGGAACCGUGCCUUACGGAGCCUGAUACCAUCUGCAAGCUUCCCGGAGCUCAAGAUUAUAGAGAUGCCAUACGCUUACCAGUGCUGUGCAUUUGGGGUGUGUGAAAACGUCUAUAAAAUUUCUAAUCAAUGGAAUAAAGAUGACAGCAACAGUGUGGAUGACCUUCAUAAGAAAGAUGCUGGGUUGUUUCAAGUUCAAGAUGAGCGGGACCUGGAAGAUUUCCUACUUGACUUUGAGGAAGACCUGAAGGCCCUUCACUCCGUGCAGUGCUCGCCAUCUCCAGGUCCCUUCAAGCCCUGUGAACAUCUAUUUGGUAGCUGGCUGAUCCGAAUAGGCGUGUGGACCACGGCAGUACUGGCGCUUUCCUGCAACGCCUUGGUGGCUUUGACAGUGUUCAGAACCCCCCUCUACAUCUCUUCCAUAAAGCUGCUAAUUGGGGUAAUCGCGAUAGUGGACUUACUCAUGGGCGUCCCCAGUGCUGUGCUGGCUGCCGUGGACACGUUCACUUUCGGCCGUUUUGCUCAACACGGUGCGUGGUGGGAAGAUGGAAUUGGCUGCCGAGUCGUUGGCUUCUUGUCCAUUUUUGCCUCCGAGUCGUCGAUCUUCCUGCUCACUCUGGCCGCGCUGGAACGAGGUUUUUCGGUCAGGUGCUCUUCCAAGUUUGAAGUGAAAACUCCCCUCUCUAGCCUGAAAGCGAUCAUUUUGCUGUGUGGCCUCUUGGCCCUGACCAUUGCCACAGUCCCCUUGCUAGGAGGCAGUGAAUAUAACGCCUCUCCUCUCUGCCUGCCCUUGCCCUUUGGGGAGCCUAGCACCACGGGCUACAUGGUGGCCCUCGUGUUGCUCAACUCUCUCUGUUUCCUCAUAAUGACGAUCGCCUACACAAAGCUCUACUGUAACCUGGAGAAGGGAGAGCUGGAGAAUCUUUGGGACUGUUCGAUGGUGAAGCACAUUGCUCUGUUGCUCUUCGCCAACUGCAUCCUUUACUGCCCCGUGGCUUUCCUAUCCUUCUCCUCUUUGCUAAACCUCACAUUCAUCAGUCCCGAAGUCAUUAAAUUUAUACUUCUAGUGAUUGUCCCACUUCCUGCAUGUCUCAACCCGCUUCUCUACAUUGUCUUCAAUCCCCAUUUUAAAGAGGAUAUGGGCAGCCUGGGAAAGCAAACCCGUUUCUGGACGAGAGCAAAACACCCAAGUCUGCUGUCCAUUAACUCAGAUGAUGUUGAGAAACGGUCCUGUGACUCAACCCAAGCCUUAGUGUCCUAUACUGAUACCAGCAUAGCCUGUGACUUGCCUUCCAACUCUGGGUCAUCACCAGCUUACCCGAUGACUGAAAGCUGUCACCUCUCUUCAGUUGCAUCUGUCCCAUGUCUCUAGUUACUAUGAGAGAGGAACGUUUUUUUAAGAAUUGGAACCCUGAAAUACCAUUUAUAUCGGAGCAGUAGCUAAGAAAAGCUGAGCUGAAACCUACCUUAAAACACAAGCAAACAUCUCUAAAUUAGUAUGGAAACACUGAUGCCUCUGAACCGGAGCGUGACCAUCAGUCUAAGCACUGCUUGUAUCAUUUGUUCAGCUACGAGGUAAAUCCAUCAAGACCACGUAGAUGAACCCAGAUGAGAAAAGCAGACUGAAACGCUCUUCCAAAAUAGUAAUAAUAAUAAUAAUAAUAAUUAAUAUAAUAAGCUCUCUGGUUUUAAUUGUAUUGUCUUCAAACUCACCAGCAUAGUCACCCAUGGUGGGAAGAUUCAUUGGAUGAGCAAUGGGUGUAUUUAAAUCCACAAAUUCCUUCUUUAAAAAGUUGAGUUUUAAGAAAAAACAAGGAUUUUUUUUUAAUGGGCUGCAUUGCCCACAGAGUUUCAUUUUAAUGGCUACACAGAGAUGAUUGUGUGUGUUUUGCCUUUUGUCUGACAGGGUCCUUCCAAGACACCAGUUUCUUGAAUUGAUAAUGCGAGACAUUUUUAAUCCAAACAUAAAUUUAAGGUACUGGGUUUCAGAGAUAAGCACUCAGUGCAUCCUCCCUUGAUGAAAUAAAUCCGGUAACAAUUUUUUUUGGAAAGGAAUAUUAACUUAAAUGGUUUCUAGAGCCAUUACAUAUGGGUAAAACUUGAUUCUUCUGACUCAUUGUUUAAAAUCCUGGAGUCUAAAGCUCAGAAAGUUCAUUGUCAGCAGUGGGCGUACCUAUGAAAGACAGUACGCAAUUAUAGGGUUUGUAUUUAUCCCUGAGUGGGAGCUUUUGGCAAGAUGUUUAUCAUUGCCUCAAAUGGUUGUGCAUUGUAAGAUGCUCAGAUGCAGGGUGUAAGUCCGCAAACCCACUGUGUAACUUCACACAUCCAUCUCUGUAGCUCUAGCUACACACACCCAUCUCUGUAGCUCCAGCAACAAAGCCUCACCACACUUUGGACUCAACAGAAACUGGGCAAAGUAUUAUUCUGUGUAUGUAGCUUGGUUUUAGCUGUGUCUCUUUUUGGAUCAACCACUUGAUAUGAAGAACAUUACUUCUCGGCUUAUUCCGUAUUAACACCGGUGUUAGAUGUUUCAAGACAAUUAUUAAAUUUGAAACGUGAAAGGCUUGUGCUUAAUUCCAUGAUCCUGCAUUAGCUUUGUUGCAGCCAAACCAAAAGGCUAUUAGGUAGAUUUAUUUUUGUAUAAGCAUGUUUUAUUUUGACCAGAUGUUUUAAUGUGGAAUUUUUUAAAAAUACAUUUAUGAGAUGUUUUAUAAGAUGUGUAAUAUAGAAUUGUAUUUAUUACUACAGGAGAGAUACAGUGACAUUAAAGAACAUGAUAAACCAUGUACAGUGGCAUAUUCUCCCAAACAUAUUGUUUCUCUGCCAGUUUUCUCUAAAUGCAUUAAUUGUAUAUAUGUAGAUACAUAGUGUUUGUAAAUAGAUUCAGA